CUGUUACAAUAACCGGUGCUACAACCGCUGAGACCACGAAAUCAGGUAUUAUGCCAGAGUCUACAGCUACUGAGUGUAGUGGUCAGAGUCCACCAUUCCUUGCUACGAAUGUCCGUACGGACAGCACCUUCGAAGAGAUUCCCGUAAUCGAUUUGAGCGACGCAACUAGCGCUGAUCCCAUGGCGAGGAGGGCGCUCGCGGACAAGAUCAGAGACGCCUGCAUCAACGUCGGAUUUGUUUAUGUGAAGAAUCACGGUAUUCCGGAAGUGGUCAUAGAUAAUGCGGUGAACGCAGCCAGGACCUUCUUCAAGUUACCUCUCGAGACCAAGAUGAGCCUCGACAUACACAAGAGUCCCAACUUCAAGGGAUACACUGGUCUGCUUGGAGAAAACACGAACUCUGAGAACAGAGGAGACAUGCACGAAGGAUUCGACAUCGGCUGGGAAGAACUGGAGGAAGCCGGCAACGCUCUGAGGGGAGGCGACGGCGCGAUGGCUGGUGGUAAUGUCUGGCCAUCUGAUCUUCCCGGUUUCAGGGAGGCCGUACUGUCAUAUUACCACGCAGGAGUUAAGUUGGGGAAGCUACUGUUCCCUCUAUUUGCCAUGGCACUCGACGUCCCAGAGAAUUUCUUCGAUGAUAAGACAACCAAGCCAGCGGCCAUCAUGAGGCUGCUCUACUACCCGCCGCAAACUGGCGUGAUAGACGACCGCGUUAUAGGCAUCGGAGCGCACACGGACUAUGAAUGCUUCACAAUCUUGUGGCAAGACCAAGUUCAAGCACUCCAAGUGCUGAAUGCCGAUGGCAAAUGGAUAGACGCCGUCCCCAUCCCGGGGACCUUGGUAGUGAACUUGGGUGAUCAAUUCGCUCGAUGGACUAAUGAUGUGUUCAAGUCGACCGUGCAUCGAGCAGUCAAUCGGUCGGGGGUGGAGCGGUACUCUAUCCCGCUAUUCUUUGGCAGUGACUAUGACGUGCAGUUACAGCCAAUCCCGGGAUGUGUCUCCGAGGACAACCCUCCCAAAUACGAAGUCGUUACCGCAGGUGACUACGUCAAGUCGAGAUUGGAGGAAACAUAUGCGCACAGCAAAUGAUAUUCUGGGUCCAUCAGCCACGCGUAACGUCUCAGUAAGUAGAGGAGAAGAGACCGAGCCUGCCACCAUCGGUUAUGUGAAUAGUCCCAUUCACGUAUGCUCCGGCCCUACUAGCGAGAAACAGGGCUAAGCCCCCCAUAUCCUUAAUAUCUCCCGCCCGCUGUAGAGGGAUGCCGUUUUGUAUAAAGUCCUCUGACACAAGUUGCGCUGUCAUUUCUGUUGAAACGGUACAUCAGCAGUUCGUUCAGCAUCACUCGGAAACAUCCACGCCACCGGAGGGAUAUAGACCAGGCGCGAUGAUAUUGCUUCGUAUCUUCUGAUCGCGCAGAAUAUUCGCCAUCAUUUUCCCCAGCCCAGAAACACUCGAGACAGAUAUGACUUGGCUC
Gloeophyllum trabeum ATCC 11539 is the source of this 1474-nucleotide messenger RNA. RefSeq names its product Clavaminate synthase-like protein. The transcript has 11 exons. Bases 51 to 1088 code for a protein of 345 amino acids. Gene Ontology annotation, molecular function: dioxygenase activity. Lineage: Eukaryota; Fungi; Basidiomycota; Agaricomycetes; Gloeophyllales; Gloeophyllaceae. The record is from RefSeq and is a predicted model, not a curated record.